UAAUUGCAAUUUAGAUAAUCAAAUAAAUUUAAUAUUUUAUUUGUAAAUCAAGUUUACACGAACUGACAAAGAAUUAUACUUGUUUUUAUAUUUUAAAAAUAACUAGUUAAAGUUAAAAAUUAACUUAUUUAAAAUUAAGUCAAGUUAAAAUCUAACUGUUAACUUUUGAAUUAGUUAUUAACCACAUUCCCCGCAUCUCGAUCUUAUUAUAAUUUUAUUUACUCUGCGUGGAUUUCUGCUACAGCCAUGUCCCUUCGCUAUUCAUCAUAUAAUCCGGUUACGUGAUAACAAUAAUAGCUAAUAACGAUAAAGGCCAACAAUAAACAUAGAUACGCAAGCGUAAGCAUUCGGUAACGCAAGCUGUAGCGAGUCCGCUAUCGAAUUAUCAUGUCGUCAGGGAAACCGCGGCGCCCGGGAGAGUGGGAGUGAAGGCAUCACGAGGACAUUCCUACGGUCUUGGCCGUUCAGGUUCACGUUCUCCGGACAGUGUCCAAAAAUGGAGAACGGCGGUAAGCCACGGCAGCGGCGGCUCUUCCCGUCGGGCUCCCCCCCGGGCUUGAUCGCCCGCUGGAAGAUGUGCCUCCCGGAAGACGCGCCUUCCCGUCCGACCGCGCGUUAAUUAACUGCACGUAAUGCAAAAGUGCACGUCGUUAUGUAAAAGCGAGACCGAUUGCGAGCGGCCAGACGACGGGGACCGGAGAGUGAAUAAUGGAAUCGCGCGAGCGUUGCGCUCGCUGUCGCGCUAAAUCGAUCGUCCGUAAGAGCGACGACCUCUGCGAACGUUGCCGAUCCGGGGGCGCCUUGGUAAAGCGGACGACCUUCCUUCCGGGAGGAGGACACUCGCCCGAAUGUCCUAAAUUCCGCUGGACCGUCGAGGACGAGGAACGGAGAAAUGAGAUCGCCGCCUGCGUUGACAAGUUCGCCCUGGCGAAGAGGUUGCACGCGGAGAACUUGCAGCACCAGCCACUUCCGGAUCGCGUGGACGACUCCGUCCUCAGGCUGGGGUGCCGCGUCUGUUCGGCCAGCUGCGAACGGGACGCGAAGUGGAACCAGGACCGGGGGAAUCGUCCGCGCGCGGCUACCGAGAGGGAUCGCUCGUUCGUACCCGCGCUCGGCUGCAAGAAACCGCAGACCCGGAUGGACCUGGCGAUCUGCUGGGAGACCCCGAUAGACCCGGUGUACGAGCCGCGCAGGGCGACGCACAUCGACGGCUCCGAGGGCGGCACGGCCCCGGCGAUCUUCGCCAUGAUCCAGCACACGCCGGUGCCGAGGAACCGCGAGCUCCUGUCCUCUCGCAGCGAGCGGAAGGACAAGUGCGGUUGUGCGAGCCAGGACGAGACGGGGAAGAACUCGGAGAGGAAUCGAUGCUGCUGCAACGAAUUCCGUGGCGAACGGCGAUGCGGGGAGAAGCCGUUGAGAUCGAACUCCGUGCCGCGCAUCACCGAACGCAGAUGCGUGGCCUGCCGGGAUGGAGAGAUCCCGGAAGCGGAACUCGAGCGAGGGAGGGAUCCGAGGCUGAUCCGCUCGGCGGUGGGCGUCGCGCUCGGUCUCGAGGAGAAGAAACGCUGGCCGACGACGGCGAUGGCGGGCGACGACGCCGUGGCGCGCCGGAACGGACUGCCGCCGAUGAAGAUGACGGUGCCGCGGCCGAAGACCCCGUUCGCGAGACGCGCCUUCUGCAUCGACACCCUGGCGCCGCCGUUCAGCGUGAUGAGCGGCUGCCGGGACGCCGAUUACCCCGAGCACUGGCGGCUCAUGUCCGUGUACCAGCAGUCGUACAGGCACCCGCAGAAACGAAGGCCCCGCCGCUUCUAAUCCGGGCAUAGGGGGUGAACCUGUUUUCUUGGUCAAAUUAAGUACAGAUUGAAAUUAAGUACAGUUUUCGAGCAGCAAACCUCCACCGAGGUCUGCCAUAAAGGAAAUUUUAAAGCAAACUGCCGGUAUUUUUUCUUUACUUUAAGAUGUUCUUUGAAUUUACGAAAUUGUGAAAUUCUUUUACACAAUUGAUUGGAAUACAAACAAAAAUAAAGGGUGAUUUCAUGCUAAUAACAAAAAAAAAAAUUAUCACAAUAAUAUGUGUUAAUUUUUGCAGUUCUAUAAAGUGAAGAAUUUCUUAAAAUGACAGAAUGUCUCGGUAAUUCGCUUUAGGAUUUCUUUAAGCGCUCCUUAGACGCUCAAUUAUUAUUGUAUAAUAUUAUUGAUUAUUUAGAGAGUUUUAGAGACUAUAUUAAGUUUGUUUCAAAUUGUAUAGAGAAAUAUUCCUGCGUCGAGCGAUUAUUGUUAAUUGUUGCUCCAUCGCGAGAAGAGUUUGACGAUAUUUCGUUGAAGUUUCGACCGUUAAAUAAAUAUAAUUCCGUAGCGUAAUAAAACGCCGUACAGUGGAAAAUUUCGGUGACUUUUUGGACAAAAAUCUUGUUAGAGCUCAAUUCUUCACGAAACUGAAUAAAUUAAAAAAAAAAUACUCCUAAAGACUUAUACUUUAGGAAGGAACAUCGGAAAUUUAGUUAAACCUACAUUAGAGAAAAAUAAUCAAAUGCAAGUAAACCUUUAAUUAAACCCUAAAUACUUAACCAUUUGAGAGGCACAUUUUUCUUCUAAAUAAAACAGUAAAAUCAUAGAUUAUUUAUAGAUUUUUGGAGUCGCUGAUUACGAUUCUGACGUCAAAAUUACAAAAUUCAAAAUUCAAAUAAAUAAUAAAUAGUCUUAUUUAAUAAAAUUUAAUUUUCCGAAAUUUCAAAAAUUUAUUUCGAAAAAACUAGCGUGCAGAAAAUUCUGAAAAAAAUACAUAUUAUAAUUUUAGAUUUAGAAUACACGUAUAAAAAUUUUUAGAGCUUUGGAAAUUCGCGUUUAAGAAUAGCCAAAUUUAUUCGUUUACUCGCAUUUGAUUAUUUUUCUUUAAUGUAGGAUUAACGAUAACUAAAUUUCCGCAGUUCCUACCUAAAAUAUAAGUUUUUACGAGUGUUUAAAAAAAAUUUUAUUUAGUUUCAUGAAGAAUUGAGCUCUAAUAAGAUUUUUGUCCAAAAAAAUCACCGAAAUUUCCCACUGGGCGCCGGUUACGAAUAAAC
Monomorium pharaonis (pharaoh ant) is the source of this 3065-nucleotide messenger RNA. RefSeq lists its product as uncharacterized. The coding region runs from base 709 to 1815 and encodes 368 amino acids. NCBI's taxonomy places the organism in Eukaryota, Metazoa, Arthropoda, Insecta, Hymenoptera, Formicidae. The transcript has 3 exons. The record is from RefSeq and is a predicted model, not a curated record.